UACUCGACAUUCUACAUUGCAUAUAAUGUGUACUCGACAUUUUCACAUUGCUUAUUAUGUGUACUCGACAUUCGACAUUGCAUAUUAUGUGUACUCGACAUUCCACAUUGCAUAUUAUGUGUACUCGACAUUCUACAUUACUUAUUAUGUGUCUCGACAUUCCACAUUGCAUAUUAUGUGUACUUGACAUUCCACAUUACUUAUUAUGUGUUCUUGACAUUCCACAUUGCAUAUUAUGUGUUCUCGAAAUUCCACUUAGCAUAUAAUGUGUUCUCGACAUUCCACAUUGCAUAUUAUGUGUUCUCGACAUUCCACAUUGCAUAUUAUGUGUUCUCGACAUUCCACAUUGUUUAUUAUGUGUUCUCGAAAUUCCACUUAGCAUAUAAUGUGGUCUCGACAUUCCACAUUGCAUAUUAUGUGUACUCGACAUUCCACAUUGCAUACUAUGUGUAUUUGACAUUCCACAUUACUUAUUAUGUGUUCUUGACAUUCCACAUUGCAUAUUAUGUGUUUUCGACAUUCCACAUUGUUUAUUAUGUGUUCUCGACAUUCCACAUUGCAUAUUAUGUGUUCUCGACAUUCCACAUUGCAUAUUAUGUGUUCUCGACAUUCCACAUUGUUUAUUAUGUGUUCUCGAAAUUCCACUUAGCAUAUAAUGUGUUCUCGAAAUUCCACAUUACUUAUUAUGUCUAA
Messenger RNA from Lottia gigantea (owl limpet), 693 nucleotides. RefSeq lists its product as hypothetical. The annotation marks the transcript as partial. The transcript has a single exon. The record is from RefSeq and is a predicted model, not a curated record. NCBI's taxonomy places the organism in Eukaryota, Metazoa, Mollusca, Gastropoda, Lottiidae.